AGCGAACCCCGCUGGUCAUGAACCGCCCUGCGGAGCGGGGAGCGGGGAAUUACAGGCACCAGCCCCUUUUUCUCGUGAUCCCGAAAGGGGAUGCGAUGGUUCAUGUCUCCUGAGCUGGCAAUCCGGCUAGGAAAAGCUGUGGGUUACAAGAGACGGGAAGGUACCUCGCCCCCUUGCUUGUCAGUGUCACUGAGCCUGGCUAAUGGGUUACGGGCACCGCAUCCUCCCGGGGGGAAAUGGAAAACUAUUCCAUAUGCCAGCCUGCUCCCCCCUUCCCAUGUGCCGGCUGCAGCUUGUGUGCACAGCCAGGUCAGGUUACCUACCCUUUUUAUAGAUCUGGCCAUGGCAGGAGGCAGGAUCUGGAUCGAACAACUGCUCUGCUAUUAGCCUCAUUUCACACCAGCCCCUUAUCCUAUACAAAGACAGACCCCAGUGAAGGUUUUUUGUUGCAGAAGACCAGCCUAUUUAGGGAUUGUAAUCACCAUGGAAAUUUGAUGUCAUUUAUAUUCGUUUAUACCCACACGUAUGUCAUCCACAGUGAUAUCUAUCUACUGUGCAAACCUUUCUUAUACACCAGUAACCCUUUCAGUCCCUACCUGUUUAUUUAAGACUCAGAUCUGUUACUGGAAGCAGAGUAAUUCCCAAUAAAAGAAGCCAUUUAAAAGCUUGACAUCACAGCCUCUUCUGUUCUGCAAACCAGGCUUUGCUCCUUGGAGAUGUGGAUAAAACUGCCUUGAGUCUCCUUUGCUAUCUCCUGACCCCAUCAUGAGUAAAUCCAAUGAGCAGUCUCUUCCCAACCUUGACAAGUUGGAUGAGUUGCCCCUGAGUCUUUCUGCUGGGCUUUACAAUAGCUAAAUAGGGUUAAAAAUAAAACAAAACACAUCACCAGCUACCUCACCUCUGCUCUAACAGUGUGAUGCCUUCGUAAAUCGGUGUGAUUUUCUUGGAAUCAAUCUCAGACACACCAGCUCUGUGUAGCCUAUACAUUUCUUUUUCUUUCUCCCCCCCCCCUUCCUUAUGAUGAUUUGUGAGACCAGAAUGACUUUGAUUUCAGCAAGUUAGCUGUUUAUUCACGUCACAAGUUUGACAGCUUUACACCAAAUCAGAUUGCUGGGAUUCAAGAAAGCUCUGAGGCGUCACUGGAAGCUCCUUUAGAUUAGAACUCGCCUCCCCUGUCUUUUCCCCCUUCAGAGCCAAUUAAAGCUCGCUGGGGCUUUAAGAGGAAACGUGCUCCCAAGCCCUGCAUCUCAUUCUGCCACUAAAAUGGUAAGUGCUCUUUGGAUCUCUCUCGACCUGAAGUCAGGGGGGGGGAGCUGGUAUUUUGCCUUGAGGGUUUGCAAUAUAUUUUGUGCCCUGUUUGUUUAAGAUUGGUAUUGAGGAAACUUACUCUGUACCUGGAAACCCAGAAGCUUUGUCAUUGCCUUGCAAAGACUUCUCACUUGCAGCAGGUUUGGUUUAUUGGGGGGGGGGGCACCCACUUCCAGAAUCGAACCCAGACUUUUCCUGAUCAGUGGGACCAGUGCAAACUUGCAGAGACUGGAUGUGACUCUCCUAGCUUUGUGUAGACGGUUGGAAGACUUGCAUAGCCAAUGACUCUCCAGAUAGGUCUGGAUCGCUUGCUCCUUUUGAACAGCCGAAGUGUUUCCAGACGAACUGAAGCGAAUGAGGGUCGCUCUCUCGCAUGUCUUUGCUUAGUGCCUGGAUGCUGGAGCUGAUGUGUGUGCUAGAACUGCAGUAGGUGACUCACCGCCAUGGACUUCGAGGUAGCCGCCUAAGGCUGUUAAAGCCUAGGAGGGGGAGUGCAUUCGGUCUGGUUUCUGUCUCUCGUUCAGAGGUGACCCUGCGUGUGAAUAUGCUGGAGGAAGGGAUCGAUGGGUGUACAGGGAAUCACUUGGCGAACUGGUGGCAAAGCUGGGGGUGGGGAUAUACAUGUAGGCUAGCAGGCUUUGAUCGCAGCAUCUAGCCAAGGUGGUUUGGGCUCCAGGGCUGGGUCACACUCCCCCCUGCAUCCGCAACAGGGGCAAACCUUAGACGUUGGCGGCAGCAUGGGUCUUCCCAAGUGUCAGUGCCCGGGCCCCUUUGAGCCUAGGAUAUCUGGGGGAGACUCAGCCUUGAGGUGGGAGGAGAGAGCAGAGGGAGACACCCCAGGGCACAGCCAGACGCCUUCGCUGCAGACAGUGUCUGGGGCGCUGUGGGCUGGGCGGAGAGGUGGGACUGAGCUUUGACCGAGCUGGGGGAAAGCCGGGGCAGGUUUGAGGAGCUUGCAACUCGUGGUUUUGCCACCUCUACGCACCUCUCUCCUGUCAGGGCCUGGUGGCUGCGACACGGUUUAAUCAGAAACCCCCCAAGAACGCAGUGGGACCCGGGAAACCCUUCCUCAACCUCCUGCCUUUGAGAACCCAGCGAGUGCCUGAGGCUCUGGCCUCUCCCCCCCGGUUUAAAACUCGGUGUCACUGCUGGAGAUGACAGCAGGGGGAUCGAGCCCCAGCCCAGAGCGAGCGGCGCCGCGCUGGUUUUUACACCCCACGCGUCUCUAAUGUCUCCUGUCUCUGCCUGUCCCGUGUUCAUUUCACAGAGCACCAUUCUUUCCUGCCAAGAUCCGUACUUUGUAGGGGGCCAGGGCCAUGACUAUCCCUGUUCCGACUCAACGUCAGCAGCCAGUGUGGAUGUUUCCAAGGAGACCUGGGUUUCUUUCUGGGCGUCUGGUCUCCUGGACACCACCCGGGAGAACCAACAGGAAGGACCGGCUCCGGAUCAGUUCUGUGGCUUGGAUUUUACUAUUCCAGAUGACACGUGGCAAGGAGAUCAGCUGUGCUCCCAGCUCUACAGAAACAAACAGCUUCAAGACACCUUGCUACAGAAGGAAGAGGAACUUGCCAGGUUACAUGAAGAAAAUAACAACCUCCGACAAUACCUGAAUUCUGCCGUGGUUAAGUGUUUGGAAGACAAGGCGAAGAAACUGCUGCUGCACAAUGGCCAGAAGAAACAUGCAAUUCUCAAAAGCGGCAAGAGGAAAUUUAAAGAGGACAGUUACCUGGCCCCUCGAGAGACUCCUCACCCCUCCAAAGCCAGGAGGAACCUGCUCAGUGAUUUUACUGCCUGCGAAGAACAAGCUGCUCCGCCCGUGGAGACCUGGGUACUGCAAACCCUGGGACUGAAAGAUAUCAACACCAUUGAUGAGUCUUUAUCAGCUAACUACAGUGCCCUGUCCUCUGAACUUGGGAAAAGCCCGUACUGCCAGAGCCAUGGGGAGGCAAUGGACUAUUGUAAUGAUGAGGACCCAAUCGCUGCUUAUGGCUGUGAUCAGAUGACUCCUAUAAACAGCGCUGCCACUCCUGGGAAGCAGGAUUUACCCUACAUCCAACCACUUUCUUCAGCACCAUGUGCUUCCUCGACGCUGCCCAGCGGUGCCCCUUUCCCGCCUUACGGAUUGCCUUACUUCGCCAACGACGUGUCACCAAACAAAACCGACAUGGCCUUUACAACCUCCCUGAGUCCCCACCGCAACGUCAAAACACACACCUUCCACCAGGGACAGGUCUUCGUGCGCCGAGAGGAGGACGGAGGCUGGAAAUUCACCUGGGUCCCCAAGCAAUCCGAGUGACUCCCCCUCGCCCCCACUUCUGAGCACUGCCAUCAGUGACAUGUUUACAAACUCUUACAACUGCAGAAGCCUUUCUUGCACUUGAGAUUCAUGCUGAGAACAGAAGCAACACCCCCUACAGGCUGUUAUCUCAUGCUGUGUGAAAUGCUACAUUAUAUCAUCCACCCAUUCACCUCCGCACGCUCCUAAUUCUUGCAGGAACGGCUCCAGAUUGCAUUUGGAAAUGUAUCUGCGCAGGGCCAGAUGUACAAACUAGCCCUCCAUUCAGUUCAGCUCUCUCCACAUCUGUGAGACCAUCUACCACCACUUAUUCACAACCCUUCUGCCACCAGCCAGCUUCUGCCAUCUUGUACCUUCCUGGCUGAAAUGUACCCAACCAUUCCUGUUUCUGACACUCUGGUGACCACCCCUACCUGGACUGGGAAGCCAGGAGCUGGAGCAAGGUUUUUGGGAGGACUGUUAAAGAACAGCGUCUCUGCCACAGCCCUUUUGUGCCGGCAUCCUAGGCGGCCACAGACAGAGAAUGAAGGCUGGUUCUGUGGCUGUUAGAUCAGUGAUGUUCUGGAGAGUGGAACCCCCAGUGGCUGCAUAAAUUGCCUAGGAGGAAAGCAA
Terrapene triunguis (Three-toed box turtle) is the source of this 4216-nucleotide messenger RNA. RefSeq names its product geminin coiled-coil domain containing (gene GMNC). Bases 2537 to 3604 code for a protein of 355 amino acids. The transcript has 4 exons. NCBI's taxonomy places the organism in Eukaryota, Metazoa, Chordata, Testudines, Emydidae. The record is from RefSeq and is a predicted model, not a curated record. Gene Ontology annotation, cellular component: nucleus. Gene Ontology annotation, biological process: negative regulation of cell cycle; negative regulation of DNA replication.